Molecule: messenger RNA, 7269 nt
Organism: Cydia fagiglandana
Lineage: Eukaryota; Metazoa; Arthropoda; Insecta; Lepidoptera; Tortricidae
Exons: 9
Coding region: 114-7115 (2333 amino acids)
Biological process (GO): proteolysis; negative regulation of endopeptidase activity
Cellular component (GO): extracellular region
Molecular function (GO): cysteine-type peptidase activity; cysteine-type endopeptidase inhibitor activity
Source: RefSeq, a predicted model, not a curated record
CGUCAGUGAAGUGAUGUCAACAAAGGCGCAAAAUAUUAUUAUAAUCAUCUGAAUCACGCAUUUCACAUUCAUCGUUCGCGUAAAUCGCAAUGCUCGUUUGUUAAGCUUGCAUCAUGCGUCGCACUUACUGUGCAGUUUUUAUUAUAAAGUGUAUUUUAAUUAACUUUUGCAUAGGUGAGAUAAGCAUUGAGAAAAAGGAACAAAUUUUGAAUGGCUUCAUAGAUUCGUUGAACAAUCUACCCGAUCAGCUUUAUACUUAUGAAGAAGGAGUACUUUUAGAAGCGGAGAAGACGAACGAUAACACCUACAAGGUUUGUGCACGGCUCAAAGUCAGUGACAUCCAUAAUGUGGAUUCUGUCAAGAUAUUGCGUUGCAGAGCUGAACUAGUACAGAACGAGGAUAAUGUACUGGUCUUACAACAAGGGCAUGAUUGUGUAGAGCAGCAUGAUACUGGCUCUACGCAAGAUGUGGAGACGGGAGUUAGUGGUGAAGACCGUACAACAGAGUCUGCUGGUUAUGAUGGGCCCGUGAAGCUAUAUAAUGAAGUGCAACAGCCCAAUGCUGAGGUGACAUCAGGCGAGCAGUUCGUCGCGAUCCCUCGAGCGAGCCCCAGCGUGCCAUGCAUCGGUUGCGCGUCCCACGUGGACCCCAGCGCAGCCGGCGUGCCCGAGCUGGCCAACCUUGGCAUCCGACAUCUGGACCUCCACGACCCGGCCAAGCAUGUGCUUAAAUCUGUCGUUGAUGUUGAGCGACAGGUUCAGGUAGUAAAUGGCGUCCGCUACAUACUCACCCUGCUUGUCGAUUAUGACAAUUGCACUGCGCCUGACGCCGUGCCCUGCCCAGUGAGUACUCCAUGCAAAAUUUCCAUCCUCGAAAAGCCUUGGAAAAAGUUACCAGACGGUUCAAAGUACCGAGCCAUACUAGCCAACAACUGCACUGCUGAAUGGCUAUUUGGUGACGAAGGCGAGGUUCUGCCCGUUCUUGAAAAUAAUGAAAACAAUGAAAUUCACCCAGACCCCAAUGCGGAUCCUGAUGCUUUGAAAGUUAUUCACAAUUUCGAUGCGCAAGCGCGUCCUAAUCAAGAAAAUUAUAAUGCCGACGAAGUUUUGAAAAAUGUGGAAGACCAAAUUAUUCCGUUCAGUGAAUUUGAGGCAUCUGGACAUCGCAUUGAAGCAACUUCAACAGAGAAAAUAGCGCCGACUCAAGAAACUGCCGAGCAAAUCCACGCAGACGAAAUACAAAGAAAUUAUAAUGAAAAUGCGGCCGUCGAACAGCAGUUCCCAACGAGUGAAACUAACUCUAUAUUAAGCGAAGACAAGAAGAAAGCGGUUGAUGAUCUAAUGCACUAUUUUGACUUAGAUAGCUUCCAAAAACCGGAAGUUACUAGUGAUCAUCACAGAGAAAAAAGAAGUUACGAUGAACUUCAGAACGGAAAUAAUCCCAAAUAUAACGUUAAAUUCAUUGAAAAUUUAGCUCGACAAAUGGUUGAUCACGUAAAUAAAGUAGAUAUGGCUAUACAAAACAGAGUUUUUAGAGAUAUAAUACGCGCAGAAGACGAAUUUGGAAAUAACCAGCAUUUCUUUUACAUACAAGCGUCAGUAACUACUGUGCCCUGCAACGGAUCUUUAUGUAACUAUAAUGAGAUCGAAAAAGAAGUUUGUAGCGGUGCUGUAGAGGCUACCGAUGAAAACGCUCCUAGAGUACUAAAUGCAUUCUGUUAUGCAGAUGAAACCCAUUUCAGCAAAGAAAAAGAAAUUUUGUUGGCCGAUCCAAUACUAGUCGAACGAGUUGAACCUGCUAUAGAAAAAAUUGAAUCUGAAUCUCCUAAAGAUAAUGCAAUCAAGUUGGUAAAAAUUCUAGAUGCAACUACAAAAAAGAUGUCCGGGAUAUUAACAAGGAUCACCUUGUCUCUUAAAUAUACAAGUUGUAAGAAAUCGCAGGAUAUUUUCACUCGAGUGAACUGUAGUAUAAUAGAAGAAAUGGGCUCUAAAAUAUGUCAAGUAGAAAUACACGAAAUACAUGAUAAUAUGCAAAUUAAAUAUGAGUGCAUUGAACGAAGCGCACACCAAGAUUUCGCAGAUUCAGAGCAAGUUGAUAGGAAAACCGGAAAUGCUGAUCCGGAAAUUCGUAACAUGAUACAACAAGCGUUAAAGAGCCUGGAACAAGAAUCAGACGCUAAUCGAAAACUAAAAGUAGUCGACAUAAAAUCAGUUUCGACCAAACUCAUGGCUGGUUUGUUAACGAAAAUCGUCUUUUCCGUCGGAUAUACAAAUUGCCUUAACGAUAAGAAUGUAGACGAUAAUACUUGUGAAUUACUGCAAAAUACACCCAUUCGCGAGUGCGAAGCACAAGUAUGGGAUAGGCAAUGGCUGGCAGAUAGUAGGCAAAUAAAUGUUAAGUGCCAAAAGUAUACUGACAGACAUUCAGAUGUUGAAAAAAAUGAGAUCCCCGUGUUUAGAAAAAAACGAUCUAACUUUGUUGGCGGUGAAAUAGAGAAAAACCCUAAUGACCCUCUCUACAAACAAUUAGCUGAUGAAUCUAUAAAACAACACUUAGCAUCCAAAAAUGGCCUUCAAGUCGGCGUUAAAGAGUUAAAAAUAAACCGAGUAGUCACUCAAGUUGUUGCAGGAACUCUAACUAAAAUUGAUUUCGAUGUUAUCCCUGCCGAUGGUGAAAUCUUCAGCUGUCAUUCUGAGAUUUGGGAACAGCCUUGGCUUAAAAAGAAGGAAAUUACAGUAACAUGCCCAAAAAAUCAGAGAAGAAAGCGUAGUCUGAAAGGUGGAAUGAAGAACCAAGACCCUGAGGAUCCUAAGUACAUAAAAUUAGCACAAGAAUCUUUAGAAAAGUAUCGUGCGACUCUUGUUGGUGGCCAACUUAAUGUCAAAGAACUGAAAGUAACAAAAGUCGCUACACAGGUAGUUUCUGGCACCAAAACAUUUAUUGACUUUACUGUAUUCCCUACUAACGGUGACGAAAUAAAGUGCCAUUCUGAGAUAUUGGAGCAGCUUUGGCUUAAUAAGAAAGACAUUGAUGUAAACUGUGUUGUAAACGAACAACAAAAUAGAGUUAAGAGAGGUUUACGUGGCGGCCACAAAGAACAAAAUACUGAAGACCCAAAAUACAGAACAUUAGCCCAAGAAUCUUUAGACAAGUAUCGUACAACUCUAGUUGGUGGUCAACUUAAUGUAAAAGAAUUGAAAGUUACAAAAGUUACCACACAGGUAGUGUCCGGUACCAAAACAUUUAUUGAUUUUACUGUAUUCCCUACUAAUGGUGACGAAAUAACAUGCCAUUCUGAGAUAUGGGAGCAGCGUUGGCUUGAUAAGAAAGAAAUUAAUGUGCAUUGUGGUGUAAAUAAACAGCAAAGAAUAAAGCGACAAAUACCCGGCGGUGAAGUGAAUCAAGACCACGAAGACCCCAAAUACAAGAAAUUAGCGCAGGAAUCUUUGAACCAUUACAUUCAGUCCACCAAUGCGAAUACCGUUAACGCUAAAGAUCUAAAAGUUAAAAAAGUAGUUACUCAAGUAGUUGCUGGUUCUUUAACUAAAAUUGAUUUCGACGUAACUCCUACAGAGGGUGAAGUGUUCAGCUGCCAUUCUGAAGUUUGGGAAAGGCCGUGGCUUUAUAAGAAAGACAUCAAUGUCGAUUGUGAUUUUAAUAAACAGCAAAGUAGGGCUAAAAAAAGUAUACCUGGCGGCCAAAACGAAGUAAAUCCUGAAGACCCAAAAUACAGUAAAUUAGCUCAAGAAUCUUUAGAUAAGUAUCGUGCGACUCUUGUUGGUGGCCAACUUAAUGUUAAAGAACUGAAAGUAACCAAAGUUGCAACACAGGUAGUUUCUGGCCUCAAAACAUUUAUUGAUUUCACUGUGUUCCCUACUAACGGUGACGAAUUAACGUGCCAUUCUGAGAUUUGGGAACAACGGUGGCUAAACAAGAAGGAAAUAGAUGUCAAAUGUGACUUGAAGGGCCGAGAAAAGCGUGAAAUAUUUCACGAUAACCCAGAGAAAUAUAAACAAGGAUCUCCAAAUGAACUCGUUGCCAGUGAGCCGCAGUUCAAAUUAUUAGCGGUUGAAUCUUUACAGAAGUAUACGGAGAUGAUAAACAGCCCAGUACAUCAUGAAGUUGUCGAAGUAAAGAAGGUGAUUUCCAAGGUAGUGGCAGGGAAAUUCUACGAAAUAGAUUUCACCGCAGUUCCUACUUCAUGUUCAAUGUAUGAGGCUAAUCAAGAAAAUUGUAUCGCUCGAAACGACACUCUUCUGUCUUGUAAUGCACAAAUCUGGUCUCAGCCUUCGUUGAAAUCAAACGAGAUUGACGUUAUCUGUAAAAGUAAUUAUAGAAAAGUCGAAGAAGGUGUCAUUUUGAAAAAAGAAGACGAUGAUUAUGAAAAGAAACUAAUAUUACACCCACGGCAAGAAAAAAAAGGCAAAGAACUAAAAAUUCUUGCUCAAGAAAUACUGGAAACGUAUGAACGACAGUUUAACUCGAUCUAUAAACAUAAAAUCAAAAGUAUUGGGAACUCCUAUGAGCAAAUUAGUGAAGGUAUUUUGACUACUAUUGAAUUUUAUGCGUCACUCACGAAAUGUCUAACUGUUGAUGAAACUAACAUUGACGACUGCCAGAUAAAGCAACCUGAAGUUGUAAUAUUCUGCAAGUCGAUUGUACGGGAGCGGACAUGGAUAUACUUUAAAGAUAUACAAGUGUCGUGUAAGAAUGCAAAUACUACUAAGUUAGACAUAAUGGAUUGGGAGGAUGAAACAUCAACCGCGAAAGAAAACUACGCCGACAGACAUAAACGAGACGUAAUUGAAGAUGAUGACGAUAAUUACAUGGAUGAUGAAAUGAAAUAUUAUUAUGCCAGUCGUGCUAUUCAACAUCUAAAUCAACGCAGUGACGUUCAAAACUUACAGAAAUUGAUUACGAUUCAUUCUCUUGAUGUAUCCAAUCAGAUGGGCGCACGAAUGAUACGUAUGUACAUCGAAACGGCUAUGACAUUCUGUGUGCGUCAUCAACUAGAGACUGUAGAUAUCUCCGAGUGUGACGAAAUAGAUGGUUUAGGACACAAAUUGUGUCACGUCAGGAUAUGGCCCUCUGUCAAUGAUGAAAUGAUUCUUCGGCAUGUGGUAGUGGUUUGCGACGAUGAUAGUGACUUUUCUUCGGUGACUGGAUUCGAAGUAUCUAAAUUGAUAGCCGCCUCGUUGCGAAAGCUAGAGGAAUCACCAAAAAUAAAAUACAAAUUAGUUCAUCAAGGAGACCCAUACGUAAUGCCUGCACUCAGCACGAGAUUCCCUAUUAAAUUGAAUUUUGUUGUUUUAAGGACGAACUGCACUAAAGAUGUAGAUGUGUUUAAACAACGACACAUGUGUUUUGUAGAUUCUACUACACCAGCUACGUCGUGCGAAUCUAAGAUAUAUCUUUCUCCCAAUAGCAAGGACAUAAAAGAUAUUAAAGCUUCAUGCAACCCAACUCGCAGGGAACGAAGAGAUGUCAGCUUUGGCCCUGCUAAAACCAAUAGCGAGGAUGCUAUCAUUGCUGAACUAGUUGAAGCGUCACUGGAAAAACUUGAAACAUCGUCGCUGCAUAGAUAUAAGCAGAGGGUAUUGAAAAUCAAUAGCUACUCUACAAAAAUCACAAGAGGACGAGAGACCACAAUAGAUUUUGACGUCGGAUAUUCAUCUUGUUUAAAAUAUGAGUCCAUCAAGAAUAUAAGCAAUUGUGAAUUUCUCGAGUAUCUCCCAAUAAGGCAUUGCAUAUCCCAUGUGUUCGAACGGCUGUGGGUGGAAAACGGUAGAAAUAUUGAUGUACUUUGCGAAGACAAUGAAACCCCGUUAGAAUCUCAAAUGGAAUUCGACAACGCUGAUACGGCUAAUCAAAUUGCAAACGAAGCCUUAAAACACAUAGAAGCUAAAUAUCCUAAUGCAAAGAGGCUUCAGGUUGUUAGGAUAUUUUCUCUGCAGAAGCAAACUAUAGCUGGAAUUCAUUAUAGGUUAAAGAUGGAGGUUGGCGUUACAGAUUGUCCCGCGUUAAGUCUUAAGACGGACUGCAAGUUAGCUGAUGGAUUCGAGACUAACAAGUUCUGCCGAGUCAACGUGUGGAUCAGGCCUUGGACGGACCACCCUCCGAGUUUCCGCGUUAUUUGCGAUUAUCAAGAAAGCGAGACCGCUGAGGUGUAUCAUAGAAUGCAAGCUGAACACCUUUUCGCCAACUUCCUCGCAACAUACAGGCCAGAUUACAUGGACGAUUACAAAGAGAUGGCAACAAGGUUCAAGAUAUUCAGAGCUAACGUGAGAAAGGUUCACGAGUUGAACAUUCACGAAAGAGGAUCGGCGACAUACGCAAUCACCAAGUUCUCUGACUUGACUUCAGAGGAGUUUAGCAGCAAGUAUCUGGGGUUGAAGACGAGCUUGAAGAGUGAGAACAACAUCCCCAUGAUUAAGGCAGAGAUUCCGAAGAUAGAUUUGCCACAGUCGUUCGACUGGCGCGAUGAGGGCGCCGUCACGGGGGUCAAGGACCAGGGACAAUGCGGUAGCUGCUGGGCUUUCAGUGUUACAGGAAACGUGGAGGGUCAAUGGAAGCUAACCUCGGGCAAGUUGUUAUCCUUAUCGGAGCAGGAGCUGGUGGACUGUGACAAAACGGACCAGGGCUGCAAUGGCGGCCUGAUGGACAAUGCUUACAGAGCCAUAGAAGAGCUAGGCGGGCUAGAGUUAGAGACCGACUACCCGUAUGAAGCGGCUGAUGAUAAAUGCGUGUUCAACAAGACCCUGUCGAGGGUCCAAAUCAGUGGGUCCGUCAACAUCUCCUCGAACGAGACGGAGAUGGCGCAGUGGCUGGUCGCCAACGGACCCAUUUCUGUCGGUAUAAAUGCAAACGCGAUGCAGUUCUACGUCGGAGGCGUGUCGCACCCAUGGAAGGCGCUCUGUAGCCCUAAGAACCUGGACCAUGGAGUGCUGAUCGUUGGCUUCGGGAUCAAAGAGUACCCAAUCUUCAACAAACGCCUACCCUACUGGAUAGUGAAGAACUCUUGGGGCACGUCAUGGGGCGAGCAAGGCUACUACCGUGUGUACCGCGGCGACGGCACGUGUGGCGUCAACCAGAUGGCGAGCAGCGCCGUCAUCUAACCUUUUAUACAAUAACUCUGCGGUACUGGAUAGUGAGCUCUUGGGGCAAGUUGUGGGGCGAGCAAGGCUACUACCGUAUGUACCGCGGCGACGGCACGUGCGGCGUCAACCAGAUGGCGAGCAGCGCCGUCAUCUAACCUUUUAUACAUUAACU